AUGCUAAUUCGACAUCUCAUUCGGUUAAUAUAUCGGCGUGGUCGUAAUAAAUAUAUAUAUGUAGCUUUUAUUAUCUUGACUGUUAUAUAUUUUUCCCAUAAGACUGAUAAUAACUCGUUACCUUCAUUUGAAACUAUAGCCGAAAAACAAGAGAAAAAUGUGAAUGAAAAAAGAAUACGCAUUAACCGAGAAACAUAUACCAUACCUGAGCCAUGUGUUGGCUGUCCAGGAGAAAAUGGCCAAAGUGUAUCAUUAACAGCUAAAGAGUCACAAGGAUUAGAUGAAAUUAUGAAAAAGGAAUUUUUCAAUUUACGUGCAAGUGACAAAAUUUCAUUAUGGCGAUCAAUACCUGAUACUCGAGAUGGAUUAUGCAAAUCAGUCCCAUAUCCACUUAAUAUGCCGAGUGCAUCCGUUGUGAUUGUAUUUAAAAAUGAACGAUGGUCACCAGUACUUCGAACCGUUUAUUCAGUUUUGAAUCGUUCGCCGAAACAUUUAUUGAAAGAAGUUAUUUUAGUCGAUGAUCAAUCAGACAUCGAGGAAAUGGGUCAACGUUUAGAUGAUUAUUGUGAAGAACAUUUUGGAGAAUUAGUUCGUAUUUUACGAGCACCAACAAGACUUGGAUUGAUUAAAGCAAAAAAUUAUGGUGCAAGAAAUGCUACCGGUGAUGUUGUUAUUUUCCUUGAUGCUCAUUGUGAGGCAAAUACUGGCUGGUUAGAACCUCUUCUAUAUCGAAUUAGACAGAAACGUACAGCGAUUCUAUGUCCAAGUAUUGAUAUGAUUAGUGAACAAAAUAUGGGAUAUACUGGUACUGGUUAUGGAAGUGUUGGCGGUUUUUGGUGGUCAUUACAUUUUAACUGGGCACCUAUUUCUCAAAGAACAUUAAAUGCACAAAAAACACGAGUUGAUUCUUAUCCAUCACCAACUAUGGCUGGAGGUCUUUUGGCAGCAAAUAGAAAAUAUUUCUUUGAAAUUGGUGGUUAUGACGAUGAUAUGGAAGUUUGGGGAGGUGAGAAUUUAGAGCUCUCAUUUCGUGUAUGGAUGUGUGGUGGUAGUCUUGAAUUUGUACCAUGUUCUCGUGUUGGCCAUAUCUUUCGACCAGGUCAUCCAUAUAAUAUGACUGGAGAAAAAGGCAAAGGCGAUGUACACGGUCGAAAUUCAAUGCGUUUAGCUGAAGUUUGGAUGGAUGAUUAUAAACGUUUAUAUUAUCUUCAUCGACGUGAACUUUUAGGUAAAGAUUUCGGCGAUGUUGAAGAUCGUCGUGCUAUUCGUACUCGUCUAAACUGUCAUUCAUUCAAAUGGUAUCUUGACAAUGUAUUUCCAGAAAAAUUUAUAUUAGAUGAAAAUGUUCUUGCCUAUGGAGAACUAAGAAAUCCUACGGCACAAUUGUGCUUGGACACAUUAGGUAAAGAUGAAAAAGGAACCAUACCAGUAUCAGUUUUUCAAUGUCAAAAUGGUGCGUCAGCGAAUCAAUUUUAUUCACUGUCAAAAGAAAAUCAAUUACGCCGAGAAGAGACAUGUGCUGUUACUAUGGCGUCACAAUCACUUGUUAUGGGCAGUUGUCGUUUGGGUAACGAACAACAUUGGACACACGAACAAAAUGGAACCCUGGUUCAUCAUCCAAGUAAUCUCUGCCUUGACGUCGACGGAGUUGCACACACUGAAGAAGUUAAAUUGAAACCAUGUGAACCCAAUAAGCUAUCUCAACAAUGGUUAUUUGAGCAUUAUGCAAAAUAA
Rotaria socialis is the source of this 1734-nucleotide messenger RNA. NCBI's taxonomy places the organism in Eukaryota, Metazoa, Rotifera, Eurotatoria, Philodinida, Philodinidae. The record is from the annotation of a GenBank genome assembly.